Molecule: messenger RNA, 1648 nt
Organism: Dermacentor silvarum
Lineage: Eukaryota; Metazoa; Arthropoda; Arachnida; Ixodida; Ixodidae
Exons: 2
Coding region: 212-916 (234 amino acids)
Source: RefSeq, a predicted model, not a curated record
CAAGUCAUUUUCAAAUGUCAACUUUAGUUGUCGCAAUGCUGGUCGAGGGAAACUGCUAGCCUUGCUGCAGCUUUCCCCCGCAUUGAAGACCCUAGGUUUGUACGUCAACACGGGUGACGCUGAGCUGUGCUCGGCCAUCGCAACAUACAUUAGGAAAGCCUCACCUCUUGAAAAUCUCCGGCUCACAUUUUCUUGCAAUGUCCCUGACAUCAUGGACUCUACAUUCAGAGCAUGCACAGAAAUUUUCGACUCGCUCGCUUCAAGCACGAGCAUAAAAAAGCUGCGAGUAGACUUCGAACACGGCAUGGGCGGCCUAAACCCUGUGCACGACCGGGGAGUGGAGCUGCUGGCUGACGCCAUCAACGCGAGUCGGAGCAUACGAAGAGUGACCUUCAACUGCCUCGUUACGGUGAUCAACGAGGACUUUUUUCAGCGCCUGUGUUUUGGCAUCGCGGAAAACUACAUUCUGGUGAGCAUAGACACGGCCAAGUACCUACGAGUAGAUAAGAGAGUGUUUCAAGCCUCCUUCGCCGUCUGGGACGCCGUGCGUCGAAACGCCAGCUUUGUGACACUCGCUGCAGAUUUCACUGACGGCAGGACACUGCACAGACGCUGCGUUCGAGCCUUGGAGCGAGUGCUGCGCCAUCCUCCCCUCCUUGAGGAGCUCGCCGAACAAGAGUCCCUGAGCGUGGCCGAGGCCUCUGCGAUGGUUCGACGAAAGUUCAGCAGAGCCGAAGGCCUGCACGACUUCAUGCGGCUCGCCGGUGUCGUCAAAGAGCGCGUGGAGUGCAACUCGCGUGCAGGCGGACGACUUCAACUGGACGACCUGGACGAAUACUGCUGGAGGAAGGUGCGGAGCUACCUGAUGAUAGACGACAUCAGGGACCCUGGGGCGACCACGCUGGUCCAUCGCUAACGACGGCGGCAAGUUUGGAACAUCGUCAACACGUGACACAAGUUGUUGAGCGGAACUGCUCCACUACAAUACAGCUCUAUUUUACAGCGGCCUUGUUGUCUGAGUACUUGAACACCUGGGAUAGGAAUAUUGCCCUGCUGUGACGUGUGAGGUAGAAAGGAUGCCGAAUGGACAAAAUCAGGAGGGCGGAGAGCGCCCUCUCUUGAGCGAACUGCGUAGUUUGGCUCUGCAAUAUCUUAACUCCCCGUGACCCGACAUUCGAUGGAGUCAUCAUAGAUCACCAUCGACAUGAUUUUUGUAGCGAUUAAUUGUUUCUGUGCUGCUAGCACGCUAGCAGAGGCCUAGGUCAGGCGCUGAUAUUAUUUUAUGAUAACCGAUUUUCAGGAUCUGGUGAUCUUGUGUUUUAGUACCCACACAUUUUACAUAUUCGACUGAUGACUGCAGCUCCAUAUAUUUUUUUAUUUUGAAUUUCUGAUUAGGAAUCGAGUAUGCUCAAAAACAAAACAUUCCUGUAAUUAUGAGUGUUUAAUGCGGAUGACUGAUCUCUCAUGACACCCCCCUACAACCACGGACAUUCCGCCAUAAUGCAUUCACACCCUCUGAAAAAGAUUCGGUAAACCAAUACUGAUGCAAAGCACAACUCUAUAGGUCCAAAUUAAAUUAUUCAGAGAUUAGUAGAGGCAAGCGCAAAUGACCUUAGAGUGGUUUUAUGUAGACGCGAAACAUGCCCAC